Messenger RNA from Hypanus sabinus (Atlantic stingray), 3501 nucleotides. It is a transcript of the gene fam228a, whose product is annotated as family with sequence similarity 228 member A. The record is from RefSeq and is a predicted model, not a curated record. NCBI's taxonomy places the organism in Eukaryota, Metazoa, Chordata, Chondrichthyes, Myliobatiformes, Dasyatidae. Bases 50 to 910 code for a protein of 286 amino acids. The transcript is spliced from 7 exons.
AUCGAAGCGGCUGGGAGGCCGGCACUGAGCCGAGCGCGGGGCACCGGCCAUGGGCUCGAGGAGGGGCGGCGCGGGGCAGAUCACCGUGCACCGGCCGUUUCCCGGCGAGGGGUCUCCAACGGACAGUCAGCGCUCUGAGAUUGAUACUGCAACAUGUCCAAUGCAAUCUCCUUUAUCCCAAAAAUGUGCAAGAAUACAGAGUCUAGAAAAAUAUUACAAUGCAUCUAAAGAACAGCAAUGUGUGAACUGGCUCUCAAAGAAGUAUUUCACUCAUCUCCAGGCCAAAGCAGUUCUGGAAUCCAAUGAAGUUUAUACUCUUUGCCAGCCUAUAUAUGACACACAAGAAAGCUUUGUGAAGGAGUUGGAUAAGUAUUUGGCCUACAAAGAUAUGCUAAACUUGCGAAAAAAAGAGCUAUUAUACAAGAAAUGGAAUGAAUGUGUCUAUCAGCCACUACAAUGGAAACUCAGGUCAAUAUUAAACCAGUCACUUGAAAGCAGGCGAGCUUCAAUUUUGCAGUACUUGGAUUACUGCAAUAAAAAGGAACCUGUGUUUUUGGAAAAUUAUAAUGCUGAUGACUUCAAUCCAUUUGUCCUUCAACAGUGCAAACCUAAAACACUUAAGGCAAGGGCUUUAAGUCUUAAUGAUCCUCUGCUCUUGCAGAGUCGAAGCAAAAGUGAGGAAGACAGUGUUAUACUGCAGUGUCAAGAAGGUAAAGUUUCCUCUGUGAAACAGCGUAAAGAAUUUUUACAACCAGAAUUACCUCUAGUUCCUUUGGAUCGUCGUAAUAUCAACUGCAUCACUUGGCUUCAUAUACCAUUAAGCUACAUUGAGAGUGAUGUCCGGCAAAGAAGCAGGUUUUUUGCAAUAUAUUUUCAUUUACUUCAUCAAUGGAGUGGUAGAAUUAAUUGAAUUUGUGAUUCACAGCUCAUGAUUUUGAAUUAAUCUUUAACUUGUCCAAAGAAAGAUUAAGCAAUUCAAAUUAAUUGUUUGAAAUUUCAUUUAUAAAACAAAACCUGGUGCUGUGGGACUUGAGGCUCCUGACCUCCUUCCAGAUGGCAGAAGCAAAAAGCGAGCAUGGCUUGGAUUGUGGGGGUCUUUGAAGCAUGCUGCUUUCUCGUAGAAGUGCUCCUUGUAAAUGUGCUCAGUGGUGGGGAGGGCUUUUUCUGGGAUGGACUGGGCUGUGUCCAGUACAUUUUUAGGUUCUUCUGUUCAUGGGCAUUGGUGCUUCCAUACCAGGCUGUGAAGCAACCAGUCAGGAUACUCCCCACUAUGCAUCAAUAGAAGUUUAUUGAAGUUUUAGAUAACAUACCACUUCUAGGCAAACUACUAAGAAAGUAGAGGUGCUGCUGCAGCACUUGUGUGCUGGUCCCAGGACAGAUCCACUGAAAUGAUAACGGAGAGGAAUUUAAAGUUACUUACUGUCUCCACCACUGAUCCCUUGAUAAGGACUGGCUCAUGGAUCUCCAGUUUCCUCCUCCUAUGGUCAAUAAUCAGCUAUUUGCUUUUGCUGCUGACAUUGAGUGAGAGGUGGUUGUUGUGGCACUAUUCAGCCAGGCUUUCAAUCUCUCCUAUAAGCUGAUUUGUCACCAGCUUUGAUUUGGCCAACAGUAGUGUUAUCAUCAAACUUCACUAUGGCAUUGGAGUUGGACUUAGCCUCAUAGUCAUAAAGUGAGCAAAGCAGGGAGCUAAGCACACAGCCAUGUGAUGCACCUGUGCCGAUGGUGAUGGUGGAGGAGAUGUUGCCAAUCCAAACUGACUGGAGUCUGCAAGCUAUCUCCAUAUUCAACUAUUUCCAAGAUUUUAUAGUUGAAUUCCAACAACUAUUUUUUUUAAACUUAAAAAUCAUCCUUCACCCUACUUACUUAAAGCACCAAGUUCUGAUGACCCUCUGCUCCAGUCUAAAGAUACUCCUAUUUAGCAUGUUCAACCUUUUUUAGUAUUGCUUUCUCCUAAUAUCUCACUCUGCAACCUUUAGCUGAAUUACUAAGAUUAUAUGAUCCUCAAAAUCCUGACAGAAGAGACUACAGACGGAGGAAUCUGGAGCAACAAAAACAAACUGCUGGAGGCACUCUGUAGUCGCAUUCCUAAUCUGAAAUGUUGACCAUGUGCAACAAUUAAGGGAUGUGUUUUGAUACUUAAGUAUAUUUGUAAUUUACAAGUUAGAUGUUCAGAAACUAUAAGACCAUGCCCAUGCUUAGUUCAUGGUUUGAGUCUGGUUGCUUGUUUUCUUUUGUCUUUGCCUUGUUUCCACUCCCCCAUCCCAUGAAGGAGAGUUGAAUGUUUAUGCUCUCUUAAAAUACUCUUGAUUGCUGUGUCAUCACAGGUGUUAUAUGUUUUAAUUUUGUAAAGAAUUGUUUAAUCAAUUUAGUAUUGAAAUUCUGGUUAAUGAAUUUUUUAACAUUAACUUUUUUUUAUGCAAAGGAAACGAAUUAUUUCAGAUACUGCUAGAAUCUAAACACGGAAGUUCAUCUACUUUUGCUGAACAGAUGCAAACUUGUUCGAAGUUUUUCCAAGAUGCACAUUGAAUGGGCAUUCUAAUAUCUACACUGGCAAAUGGAUGUAGUCUUCCAGAUUCAUUUAUUGAACAAAUUUGUUCAAUUCAAUUCUUGAAAAUCAUCCUGUCUUCUUAUAUGACAGCCAUCUCUAAAACUAAGUAAUAAAAUAAUAUUACAUAAAAUAGGAAUAUAAGGACUCAAUUGUUAUUAGCUGCUCACUCAUAUCUUUCUCCUUCAUAAGUACUAAACUGCCAAAAAUGAGAAGGCAGAUAUUGUUUAGCAGUUAAAGUGAAAAUGUUUGUGCUGAUGUUUACUUCCAUGGAAAAAUUUAAGUAUGAAAUACAGGGUGUAAUUAAAACAAAAACUGAAAAUUCUACAUGUAGUUGAUUUACCUGAAUUCAUGACUUUGGGGAUUCAAAACUUUAAGUGAAUAUUUAAGGGAGAAAGUUGCAGAGGACAAUGAAGCUGUACUAUUUUUUAAAAUCAGUCCAUAAUAUCCUAAAGAGGUGCAUUAUUUGUUGACCUAAAAUUGAGUGUUUUAGUUAUAACUUGGAGGGGUUAUUGGUGAGGUCACAUAAUUUGCUGUUAGUUGUAUUCUCACUUUGAUAAAUGAAGCUGAGUUAUCGUCGGGAGAUUUGCCGAAAUAUAAGGAAGAAUGGUGUGGAGACAGUUUAAACAUACAUUUCAGUCUGGGGCAUAAAAUAGGAAUUUUAUUUUAAAGUAUUCAGGAACUGUCUAAGAAAUUUAUUCUAUUUUUCAUUAUGCAUUUUCCAUUAUACUGUACAAAUAUCCAAAUAUUUUAAAAUUACUGACAGCCUCUUGUUAUUUACUAUGUACUAUUUUAAUACUGUUGUAAGAAUACUUUUUAAUAUUUUAUACAAUUUGAGUUUCAUUAUCUGAAAUAAAGACAUAGCCGCAAGUGCCACUUGUCAUUUAAUAGAAAGCAAAAGUAAAAGGUUUGUUAAACUGACAUCCUCUUUCUGAAUAAAACUAUUUGGCAAUAAA